Molecule: messenger RNA, 2595 nt
Organism: Echinops telfairi (small Madagascar hedgehog)
Lineage: Eukaryota; Metazoa; Chordata; Mammalia; Afrosoricida; Tenrecidae
Gene: DEF6
Product: DEF6 guanine nucleotide exchange factor
Exons: 11
Coding region: 1-1896 (631 amino acids)
Cellular component (GO): cytoplasm; nucleus
Source: RefSeq, a predicted model, not a curated record
AUGGCCCUGCGCAAGGAGCUGCUCAAGUCCAUCUGGUACGCCUUCACCGCGCUGGACGUGGAGAAGAGCGGCAAGGUCUCCAAGUCUCAGCUCAAGGUGCUGUCCCACAACCUGUACACGGUCCUGCACAUCCCCCAUGACCCGGUGGCUCUGGAGGAACACUUCCGAGACGAUGAUGACGGUCCUGUGUCCAGCCAGGGCUACAUGCCCUACCUCAACAAGUACAUCCUGGACAAGGUGGAGGAGGGAGCUUUCAUUAAGGAGCACUUUGAUGAGCUCUGUUGGACUCUGACGGCCAAGAAGAACUACCGGGUGGACAGCAACGGGAACAGCCUACUCUCCAAUCAGGAUGCCUUCCGCCUCUGGUGCCUCUUCAACUUCUUAUCGGAAGACAAGUACCCCCUGAUCAUGGUUCCUGACGAGGUGGAAUACCUGCUGAAGAAGGUGCUCAGCAGCAUGAGCUUGGAGCUGGGCUUGGGCGAGCUGGAGGAGCUGCUGGCGCAGGAGGCCCAGGAGGCCCAGAGCACCGGGGGGCUCAGCGUCUGGCAGUUCUUGGAGCUCUUCAACUCGGGCCGCUGCCUCCGGGGCGUGGGGCGGGACACCCUCAGCAUGGCCAUCCAUGAGGUCUACCAGGAGCUCAUCCAGGAUGUCCUGAAGCAGGGGUACCUGUGGAAGCGAGGGCACCUGAGGAGGAACUGGGCCGAACGCUGGUUCCAGCUGCAGCCCAGCUGCCUCUGCUACUUUGGGAGUGAAGAGUGCAAGGAGCAGCGAGGCACUAUCCCGCUGGACCCGCACUGCUGUGUGGAGGUGUUGCCGGACCGCGACGGGAAGCGCUGCAUGUUCUGUGUGAAGACCGCCUCCCGCACCUAUGAGAUGAGCGCCUCCGACACUCGCCAGCGCCAGGAGUGGACCGCUGCCAUCCAGACGGCGAUCCGGCUGCAGGCCGAGGGGAAGACGUCGCUGCACAAGGACCUGAAGCAGAAGCGGCGCGAGCAGCGCGAGCAGCGGGAGAAGCGCCGGGCGGCCAAGGAGGAGGAGCUGCUGCGGCUGCAGCAGCUGCAGGAGGAGAAGGAGCGGAAGCUGCAGGAGCUGGAGCUGCUGCAGGAGGCCCAGCGGCAGGCCGAGCGCCUGCUGCAGGAGGAGGAGGACCGGCGCCGCAGCCAGCACCAGGAGCUGCAGCAGGCGCUCGAGUGCCAACUGCGCGAAGCCGAGCAGGCCCGUGCCUCCAUGCAGGCUGAGAUGGAGCUGAAGGAGGAGGAGGCUGCCCGGCAGCGGCAGCGCAUCGAGGAGCUGGAGGAGAUGCAGCAGCGGCUGCAGGAGGCACUGCAUCUGGAGGUGAAAGCUCGGCGGGACGAGGAGUCUGUGCGCCUAGCCCAGACCAGACUGCUGGAGGAGGAGGAGGAGAAGCUGAAGCAGUUGAUGCAGCUGAAGGAGGACCAGGAGCGCUACAUCGAGCAGGCGCAGCAGGAGAAAGAAGAACUGCAGCAGGAGAUGGCGCAGCAGAGUCGCUCCCUGCAGCAAGCCCAGCUGCAGCUGGAGGAGGUGCGGCAGAACCGGCAGAGGGCUGACGAGGACGUGGAGGCUGCCCAGCGGAAGCUGCGCCAGGCCAGCACCAAUGUGAAACACUGGAACAUCCAGAUGAACCGCCUCAUGCAUCCCAUUGAGCCUGGAGACAAGCGCCCCACCACCAGCAGCUCCUUCACCGGCUUCCAGGCCCCUCUGCUCACCCGCCGUGACUCCUCCUUGAAGCGCCUGACCCGCUGGGGGUCCCAGGGCAGUAGGACCCCUUUGGCCAACAGCAGUGAGCCGCAGAAGUCCCUCAAUGGCGAAAAGGACACUCCUGCCCCAGCUUCCACUCCUCAAGAAGAUAAACUGGACCCAGCACCAGAAAAUUAGCCUCUGCUAGUCCUUUGUGCCCCACUCAAUCUCCAGCCCACUGAGACCCAGCCACAGCUGGCUUAUGGGUGACACUCAUCCCUGUUGGUGCCAGGGGUCCAGGCCCGGUUGGCACCUGCUUCAUCUUUCACACUAGCGCCACGCCCCAGACGACUGAGGCUGCUCUCAUGCUUGAGAGCCGGGUCCUGUGCCUUAGUCCCAAACGACCUGGUCUGGGAAAGAGAGUGAAAAAAAAAAAAAGUACUGGAAGAGUUAUCAGCCCCCAGGAUGCCACCAAGUUAUGGAGGCAGAGGUCUAAAUUUUAAAACAAACCAAACAAAUUUUUUAAUUGCUCUUGAAAUGAAUAAGUGGCUCAGGUCUGCAGUCCACCUUUUACUGCUGCUCCCUCUCUCCUUCAAAUCCAAGUCUAGAUCCAAGUGGAACAAGCUGGCAUUCUUCUAGCAAGUAAUGUUCAACAACGAAACCAUGAACUGCUGGCGUGGGGAGCCCAUCUGUUCAUCAGGAGAUAUACUCCCAGUGUAUUUUUAAAUAUUUGUGUUCAAUAUUUAUAAAAAAAACCCCACCAAACUAAUAUUCACGUUGCUUUGAUCAACUGGGUAUUAUUAAUAUUUUUAAUGGCCACGCAAGUCAAAAGAACAUUUUUCACCCAGAGUUUUAUAAUUACAUGGAACUUUCGACAUUUUUACCAUAUAUAUAUAU